Plenodomus lingam JN3 is the source of this 1146-nucleotide messenger RNA. The record is from RefSeq and is a predicted model, not a curated record. Lineage: Eukaryota; Fungi; Ascomycota; Dothideomycetes; Pleosporales; Leptosphaeriaceae.
AUGCUAUGCAUUUCCGCGCUAUUUAUCACCACACGCAUCGUAUACAAACUCAUCUUCACUAUCCAAGACAUAUGGUGGGAUGACUACACUCUUAUCCUCACAUUUGCCCUGAGCAUCGCAGGCACAGUCGUGUCCGACCUCGGCAGCAUCCCCGCCGGCUUCGGGCUGGACAUUUGGACGCUGACCCUGGACCAAAUCGCAUCAUUUGCCCAACUGCUAUGGAUCAGCGCCCUGCUGUACUUUAUCAAGCUCACCUUCCUCCGCCUCUCCCUCCUCUUCUUCUUCGCCCGCAUCUUCAACAGAGGGAUAACCUUGCAAAUCAUCUACGCUACCAUGGCCUUCAACAUAUGCUUUGGCAUCGCCCUUACCUUCGCCCUGGCAUUCAGCUGCCACCCUGUUGACUACUUCUGGACAAAAUACAUUGACAAGAGCAUACCGGGCAAGUGCGUAAACAGCACAGCGAUAACAUGGGCUCAUGCUGUCAUUGGCAUUGUGCUUGAUUUCUGGAUGCUGUCAAUUCCCUUGUAUAAGGUGUGGAAGCUGCAUCUCCCGCUGCGAAAGAAACUCGCCAUCACGCCCAUGUUCAUGGUUGGCUUUGCGGCUACCAUGGUGGCGAUUCUACGCCUUAGGACUAUCCAUCGUACUACUGUGUCUAGUCUCACCAAUCCUACUAUGAAUCGUGUUGAGAUUAAUAUCUGGUCCAUCGCCGAAGUAAGCGUAGGCAUAAUCUGCGCCUGCAUGCCCACCCUGCGCCUCAUGCUCUUCCGCAUGUUCCCCGCCCUCUCCAAAGACGCAUCCACCUCGAACAAAUACUCCAGCAGCAACCGGCCCAGCAAAAACACAAAGGGCUCCAGCACUAAACACUCGACAAAUCGCAAAUACGGUAUCACGUGCGAGACGUCGAUUGACCAGGAGGAAUCAUAUUGGAAGGAGUCGGAGCAGAGGGGGAGUAAGGAUUGUGUGGUGGUUGAGGGGGACGGGGAUGGAUAUGGGGCGGCGGAUGUGAAUACCGAUGUAGGCAGGGAUGUAGAUGUUGUGGCGGUGACGGCACAGCAUGAUAGGAGGGGUACUGAUCCUGGGCAUUCGGAUGAUGAAGUGGAGUUGCUGGUUUUGGAUGAGCAUGGGCGCGCUAAGUUUGAGCCGUAG